Aphanomyces astaci is the source of this 831-nucleotide messenger RNA. RefSeq lists its product as hypothetical. The transcript has a single exon. NCBI's taxonomy places the organism in Eukaryota, Oomycota, Saprolegniomycetes, Saprolegniales, Verrucalvaceae. Gene Ontology annotation, molecular function: nucleic acid binding; zinc ion binding. The record is from RefSeq and is a predicted model, not a curated record. Bases 1 to 831 code for a protein of 276 amino acids.
AUGACAUUCCAUGGUCGAACCCUCCAAGAUUCUCUGCGAAUCGCCUACGACGAGAUCGUGCGCCUCACGCGCGCUUCAGAGUCAGAAACACCAUCGACUUCUCGCCUGAAGUCGAUCAAGCUGGAUGUGGCCAAAUUCGGCGGAGCGGAGUCGGUCAAACUCCUCCGCUGGCUUUUACAAGUCAGCACUGCUGCUGACGCUCAGCGUAUCUCCGAUGAUGCCACCCGCAUAGCUUUCGCGAUGUCGCAUUUGAAGGGUCGUGCGGAGGAUAUGGCGUUCUCCAAACGCUUGACGGACCGCCACUGCUUCCCAUAUUUCGCGGUCUUCGAGACCGAACUCAAGGCGAUGUUCCUGCCACCCAACAGCGAUUUUCGGUAUCGCUCGCAAUAUCUGGCUUGCAAGCAAGGGAAACGCUCCCUUCAGGAAUUCAUCCACGAUCUUCGCUUCCUGGCUGCGAACAUUAACGAUGAAGAGUCACUCCCGGAAUCCCUACGGGAGACCGUUUUCAUGGACGGUCUCAAUCAAGGCCCGGCGCGCACACAGUUGUUUCGCGCCUACCCGGACACCUUUGAAGAAGCCGUCCGAAUCGCGCUUUCGGAAACAUUUUGCUCCUCCUUCGCGCACGCACGCGCGGCGUCCUCAGACAUGGAUGUCUCCAUGCUGGCCCAGGCAUCAGACGACCGCACGUGUUUCAAUUGCGGUCGCCCGGGACAUUUCUCCCGCCCAUGCCCGACCCCUCGCCGUUGUAGCAUCAACCGCCCCACCCUCGCACGGUUCCUCCCGUACCGCGCCCGAUACCCCUUCGCGUCGCCCUUCGAGCGGUCCACCUAA